AUGCUGGCAUUGAAUUUUAGUGCGGACACGCAGCUCGCGCAGGCCGUCAAGCAUGGUACGCAAAGACUCCCUUGCAGCUGGUCUUUUCAGGAGGCUUUACUUUUCAGAACUCCAGCCUUCCCGGGGCCCUGUUGCACUGACUCAAAGUCAAACUCCUCGCUGAGGGGCAAGGUGUCGUUGGGCAAGGUGUGUGAUUCGGGCCACUGCACCGAACUCGCAGACGGCCGGAUUUUGAAGACGUAUUGUCAGCGCUGGACCGCGCAGUUUGCUUGCCUGAGUCGGCACGGCUGUGACCUGAGCAUUUAG
This is a messenger RNA of Effrenium voratum, 306 nucleotides long. The record is from the annotation of a GenBank genome assembly. Lineage: Eukaryota; Dinophyceae; Suessiales; Symbiodiniaceae.